AUGGAAGAGUUCACGUUCCCCAGCUUUCCACUCGAGCAAUACAACGCCAAGAAGGUCCCCUUCCCCCACUUCGCCUCGGCGUCGCCGUGGCUCGUCGUCCCCGGCGGCGUUGUCGACACGGCCGUGCACGAGCACGAUCACCGGAGGAGCUUCUCGGCCGUGGAGCAGCAAGAAGCCGCCGGCAGCGACUACCACGACCAGCACCAGCAGCAGCUGGGUGGCUACGACCAGCACCGCCACGGCUCGGUUCGGUUCGCCGUGGAGGACAAGAUGGACAUGCUGUGGGAGGACUUCAACGAGGAGCUCGCCCGGGCCGCGCAGCCGUGCCCGCUCACCAUGGGCACGCCGUCGUGGGCCACCGCGAAGGAGUCCUGGCUCGCCGGCGGCGACGGCGACGGCUACGAAGGCGCCUUCGAGACGCGCAAGCACGCCGUUGUCCGGCGGCGGAGGAUGGGCCUGCUCAUGAUGCUCAGGCUGCUCAAGAAGCUCUUCCUGGCGCACAAGUCCGGCGCCGCCCCGUCGCGGAAGGCGCCGCCGAUCUGA
Miscanthus lutarioriparius is the source of this 543-nucleotide messenger RNA. The record is from the annotation of a GenBank genome assembly. NCBI's taxonomy places the organism in Eukaryota, Viridiplantae, Streptophyta, Magnoliopsida, Poales, Poaceae.